AUGCAAGUAUCAGCUUCCACGCCGAACUACACAAGUUCUCCGCCGCAUUUUCCAAUCUUUGGCAGAGCGGCCGGAGUCUGUCACCAAUGCAGAAGAUCAAAAGCCCGCUGCGACAAGCAUCUUCCUGCCUGUACUCGAUGUGCAUCGAAGCAGAUGCGAUGCGUUUAUGGACGCCAAAUGUCCACUAACAACUCCGCCGGCGGAGUUUGCACUGAUGACGGAGACGGCGUCUUGCCACCUACAGAUCAUCAGACGGUGUGUAUUUUUGAUGUUUCUUUUGAAACGUGCUACAAGCUCGUUGGUAUGAUAUCGGUUGCCCUACUGAGUAACGUCGAUGAUGCUGAGCAGGAGGCUUCAAUCCUUCAUAUGGCGCUUGGAUCAAUCCGCUUGACUACUACAUCCAUUGCUCAAACAUACAAGAAAACAGUCCAUAGCUGGUUUCCGAUUAUGACAGAUGAUCAAAUUGCCUUAUUUACUACAGAUUCAAUUUUAGGAAAUUGUCAUGGUAGAGACGGCGUGUUGCUUUUAUGCAUGGCUCUAGUGUCACAGCCGCCCUGCAAGCACCCAGCUCAUGAUACCUGCUGCAAUUUAUAUAAGGCAACAAAGCAGUCCUUUCUGCUCUUGCAAACGUCUUCGAGGCCUUGUAUACAAGUUCUCCAGAUUGGCCUUUUACUCUCGUUAUUUGAAUACGGCCAUGGUCACGAUCAAGAGUCCAAAAUCACAAUUGCUGCUUGUAUGACCGUUUGUAGAUUGCACAGGCUCUCAUUAGCUCUUGGAAGCGAUGAUGACAAGGAGCCAAAUAUAGCCAUUAUAUGCCGGAGAGCAGUUGCUAUUAUGGACUGUCUUAUAGAGCUUCCAAAAGCAUCGAUAGACAUCCAAAUGUCGACAAAUAUACAAGUGCCGACAGAUGAUAUUUCUCUUUUAUCGACUGAGCCUGCCUGGCCAUACGAACAAAUGUUAGGCGAGAACGACGGCUCAUUUUCGAAUUUUGAGAUGCUUUUCCACGUCGCAAAAGUUGUUCGAGAGGCAAUACAGUAUAUAAAACUCGAAGAGAUGGUAAGGUCUUCAACAGGCUCAUAUGCAGCCGUUGAGUCACGGCUUCGAAAUAUUUGCUUUGCUCUCAUUCAAGCUGCUGGGCCAAAUUCUCUUGUGUUUUGCGAUAGCAUUGCCUUGGCACUGAGGUAUGAUUUCGCGAUACCAUUUCUAGAGCAAUUGAAUGGAGCUAAACCAACAUAUUUAGCUUUCUAUUCGAGCUCAGCGUAUAUAACUCUAGGCAAACGCAAACGGCUGUUGGUACAGCAGAUAGACUCGCCAUGGAGUCCUCGCGACGAAUGGCAGUCGAUAUCUGCAAGUCUAUGA
This is a messenger RNA of Trichoderma asperellum CBS 433.97, 1359 nucleotides long. Lineage: Eukaryota; Fungi; Ascomycota; Sordariomycetes; Hypocreales; Hypocreaceae. The record is from RefSeq and is a predicted model, not a curated record.